ACUGUUCAGAGAGACUGUAUAGCAGAGGUAGGCUACUGUUCAGAGAGACUGUAUAGCAGAGGUAGGCUACUGUUCAGAGAGACUGUAUAGCAGAGGUAGGCUACUGUUCAGAGAGACUGUAUAGCAGAGGUAGGCUACUGUUCAGAGAGACUGUAUAGCAGAGGUAGGCUACUGUUCAGAGAGACUGUAUAGCAGAGGUAGGCUACUGUUCAGAGAGACUGUAUAGCAGAGGUAGGCUACUGUUCAGAGAGACUGUAUAGCAGAGGUAGGCUACUGUUCAGAGAGACUGUAUAGCAGAGGUAGGCUACUGUUCAGAGAGACUGUAUAGCAGAGGUAGGCUACUGUUCAGAGAGACUGUAUAGCAGAGGUAGGCUACUGUUCAGAGAGAUUGUAUAGCAGAGGUAGGCUACUGUUCAGAGAGACUGUAUAGCAGAGGUAGGCUACUGUUCAGAGAGACUGUAUAGCAGAGGUAGGCUACUGUUCAGAGAGACUGUAUAGUAGCGAGGUAGGCUACUGUUCAGAGAGACUGUAUAGCAGAGGUAGGCUACUGUUCAGAGAGACUGUAUAGCAGAGGUAGGCUACUGUUUAGAGAGAUUGUAUAGCAGAGGUAGGCUACUGUUCAGAGAGACUGUAUAGCAGAGGUAGGCUACUGUUCAGAGAGACUGUAUAGCAGAGGUAGGCUACUGUUCAGAGAGACUGUAUAGCAGAGGUAGGCUACUGUUCAGAGAGACUGUAUAGCAGAGGUAGGCUACUGUUCAGAGUAGAGGUCGACCGAUUAUGAUUUUUCAACGCCGAUACCGAUUAUUGGAGGAUGACAAUUCAUGUAAUAAUGACAAUUACAACAAUACUGAAUGAACACUUAUUUUAACUUAAUAUAAUACAUCAAUAAAAUCAAUGUAGCCUCAAAUUAAUAAUGAGACAUGUUCAAUUUGGUUUAAAUAAUUUAAAAACAAAGUGUUGGAGAAGAAAAUAAAAGUGCAAUAUGUGCCAUGUAAGAAAGCUAACGUUUGAGUUCCUUGCUGAGAACAUAUGAAAGCUGGUGGUUCCUUUUAACAUGAGUCUUCAAUAUUUCCAGGUAAGAAGUUUUAGGUUGUAGUUAUUAUAGGAAUUAUAGGACUAUUUCUCUCUAUACCAUUUGUAUUUCAUUAACCUUUGACUAUUGGAUGUUCUUAUAGGCACUUUAGUAUUGCCAGUGUAACAGUAUAGCUUCCGUCCCUCAAGUUAGCGCGCGCUAACUAGCUAGCCAUUUCACUUCGGUUACACCAGCCUCAUCUCGGGAGUUGAUAGGCUUGAAGUCAUAAACAACGCAAUACUUGACGCACAACGAAGAGCUGCUGGAAAAACGCACGAAAGUGCUGUUUGAAUGAAUGUUUACGUGCCUGCUUCUGCCUACCACCGCUCAGUCCGAUACUGGUAUGUUCAGUCAGAUUAUAUGCAACGCAGGACACGCUAGAUAAUAUCUAGUAAUAUCAUCAACCAUGUGUGGUUAACUAGUGAUUAUAAUUGUUUUUUAUAAGAUAAGUUUAAUGCUAGCUAGCAGCAUACCUUGGCUUACUGCAUUCGUGUAACAGGCAGUCUCCUUGUGGAGUGCAACGAGAGAGGCAGGUCGCUAAUUGCGUUGGACUAGUUAAAUGUAAGGUUGCAAGACUGGAACCCCCGAGCUGACAAGGUGAACAUCUGUCGUUCUGACCCUGAACAAGGCAGUUAACCAACCGUUCCUAGGCCGUCAUUGAAAAUAAGAAUGCAUUCUUAACUGACUUGCCUCGUUAAAUAAAGGUAUAAAAAAAUAUAAAAUAAAUAAAAUUGGCAAAUCGGCACCCAAAAAUCGGCCAUUCCGAUUAAUCGAUCGACCUCGAGUUCAGAGAGACUGUAUAGCAGAGGUAGGCUACCGUUCAGAGAGACUUUAUAGCAGAGGUAGGCUACUGUUCAGAGAGACUGUAUAGUAGUGAGGUAGGCUACUGUUCAGAGAGACUGUAUAGCAGAGGUAGGCUACCGUUCAGAGAGACUUUAUAGCAGAGGUAGGCUACUGUUCAGAGAGACUGUAUAGCAGAGAUAGGCUACUGUUCAGAGAGACUGUAUAGCAGAGGUAGGCUACCGUUCAGAGAGACUUUAUAGCAGAGGUAGGCUACUGUUCAGAGAGACUGUAUAGCAGAGAUAGGCUACUGUUCAGAGAGACUGUAUAGCAGAGGUAGGCUACUGUUCAGAGAGACUGUAUAGCAGAGGUAGGCUACUGUUCAGAGAGACUGUAUAGCAGAGGUAGGCUACUGUUCAGAGAGACUGUAUAGCAGAGGUAGGCUACUGUUCAGAGAGACUGUAUAGCAGAGAUAGGCUACUGUUCAGAGAGACUUUAUAGCAGAGAUAGGCUACUGUUCAGAGAGACUGUAUAGCAGAGGUAGGCUACUGUUCAGAGAGACUGUAUAGCAGAGGUAGGCUACUGGUCAGAGAGACUGUAUAGCAGAGGUAGGCUACUGGUCAGAGAGACUGUAGAGCAGAGGUAGGCUACUGUUCAGAGAGACUGUAUAGCAGAGGUAGGCUACUGGUCAGAGAGACUGUAUAGCAGAGGUAGGCUACUGUUCAGAGACUGUAUAGUAGAGGUAGGCUACUGUUCAGAGAGACUGUAUAGUAGAGGUAGGCUACUGUUCAGAGAGACUGUAUAGCAGAGGUAGGCUACUGUUCAGAGAGACUGUAUAGCAGAGGUAGGCUACUGUUCAGAGAGACUGUAUAGCAGAGGUAGGCUACUGUUCAGAGAGACUGUAUAGUAGCGAGGUAGGCUACUGUUCAGAGAGACUGUAUAGCAGAGGUAGGCUACUGUUCAGAGAGACUGUAUAGCAGAGGUAGGCUACUGUUCAGAGAGACUGUAUAGUAGAGGUAGGCUACUGUUCAGAGAGACUGUAUAGUAGAGGUAGGCUACUGUUCAGAGAGACUGUAUAGCAGAGGUAGGCUACUGUUCAGAGAGACUGUAUAGCAGAGGUAGGCUACUGUUCAGAGAGACUGUAUAGCAGAGGUAGGCUACUGUUCAGAGAGACUUUAUAGCAGAGGUAGGCCACAGUGUCAGUGUUGUUGAUAGAUGAGAGAGACCUUGCAGACUGUCGAAAAAUAGGAAUAAAUCCAAUACUGAUGAUGGCUUGAUGCCAAAACAUUUGUGCUCUGUUUUUCACCUUUAAGUUACGCAACUUUUAGGCAUCAUGAUGCAGAAAAUAAAACAUUUAUAUUUUUGCAUUUUUUUGGAUGUAUUCCUUUUUCUUAUUUUUUACCUUUUUAUUUCGACAGGGAGUCGAUGCUGAGACCAAGGUCUCUUUCCAGAUGAUCUAUGUUUAGCACAACAAUACACAUGAAAAUACAAUCAACAUCCUAUUUUUCGAGAGUGUCGGGGUCUCCACCUCUUCCAGUAUUCUCAUUUUGAGAACGGACAAUGGACGACAAAUGUCUUCUUGGGUGUCACCUGGCAGUGUAACAGGGAAAGGCACAUAGAGUAAUAGCAGACUGUAGAAUUGAUAGUGUCCUGUGGGAUGUCAAAUUAUCCACUCCAAUUUCUACUCUGCAGCUGUGUGUUGGACCACUGGCUGUUGGGUCUGUCCACCUAGUGUAAACAUUAGUAUAGGAAAUCCCCCUCAAUGCACGCUCACUUCUUCACUAGGUGUCGUCUUAUUCAAUAAGCUCAACGUUUGUGAUAAUGUGUAUUUCUGUAACAGGGUGCUCGUGUGUGGUUGCCUGACCCAGAGGCAGUGUGGGUAUCAGCCAAGCUCCUCAAGGACUACAACCCUGGAGGCGAGAAUGUACUUCUGCAGAUCAGCGCACACGCACAGUCAACAGCUAGAUGUGUUGUUAGUCGCUCUUGAUAAGCGUCGCAGGUGGCUGGUGGCACCUUAAUUGUGGAGGACGGGCUCAUAGUAAUGGCUGGAAUGGAAUGAAUGGUAUCACACACGUGUUUGAUACCAUUCAUUCCGCACAUUAUUAUGAGCUGUCCUCCCCUCACCAGCCUCCUGUGAUAACCAUCUGCUAAUGUCAAAUAUUUCAUGUGCCACCCUCAUCCACCCCUCUCUCAAGGAUGUGCAGUACCCAGUGGUGCCUCCCUCUGGCCUCCCCCCUCUGGGGAACCCUGAUAUUCUGGAGGGGGAGAAUGACCUCACUGCUCUCAGCUUCCUACAAGAGCCUGCUGUUCUUCACAACCUGAGUGUCCUUUCCAACCCGAGUGUGAUGAAAGGACAUCGUUUCAGAGGAAUGGUAUUGUGUUAGUGGCUCUCAAACCGUAUGACCAGCUGCCCAUCUAUGGAGCUGGCAGGACAUGGCUGACAUGGAGCCUCACAUCUUGGUCUACCGCACCAUGACCAGGGAGGAUAAGAACCAGUCCAUUAUAAAGAGUGGGGAGUCUGGAGCAGGGAAAACGGUCUCUGCUAAGUUCACCAUGCGUUACUCUGCCAUGGUGGGCGGAGCAGCCCAGCAGACCAGUGAGGAGGAGAGAGUACUGGCCUCCAACCCCAUCAUGGAGUCUAUUGGGAAUUCUAAGACUACCUGCAACGACAACAGUAGCUGGUUUGUGAAGUACAUUGAGAUAGGCUUUGGAUGGAAGGAUAUCAUUGGGGCCAACGUGAGGACGUAUUUGCUGGAGAAGUCUCGAGUCGUCUUCCAUGCGUCACAGGAGAGGAACUACAACAUCUUCUACCAGCUGUGUGCCUCCAGAGACCUGCCAGAGAUGAGAGUCCUCAAACUCGGUGGUGCUGAUUCCAUGCAGAUCCCAGGCACUGAUGAUAUGGGCCUCCUGACCAGCAGAUGGAGCUCUUCAGGAUCCUGGCAGCUGUUCUGCACCUGGGCAAUGUCAACAUCCAGGCCAAUGGGAGACCUGGUGAUCGAAGUUACAUUGUAUUUUUUUUCUUAACUUUUUCCACAUUAUUUCCCUGAAACACACAAAAUUCUCUCAAAUAUCCCAUAAUCAGUGGGAGGAGCGUUCCCUGGCUGUGUUCUCCAAGCUGCUGUGGGUAGCCCACUGGCUGUGCUAACGCAGGCUGGCAGUAGGGGGAGACAUGCUGGUCAAGCCCAUGCCCGGUCAGUAGGCCCUGGAGGCCCGGGACUCCCUGGCCAAGCAUGUGUACGGUCAGGUGUUCACCUGGACUCAACACAGCCCUCCUUGCCCAGAGGGAUCAGGCCUAGUCAUUUAUUGGGGUGCUGGACAUCAACAGCUGAGUAGUAAGGACAGGGAGUAACACUUGACAUUAGGUUGGUCUUAUACUUGUGUAGUGACAUUGUGAAUACUGUAGUAACAACAUGGUAUUAACAUAUUCCCCUCUUUGUCCAUUUGUCUUUGGCAGGUUUGAGAACUUUGAAAGGAACAGUUUUGUACAGUUCUGUAUAAAUUAUGGCUAUGAGAAACUGCAGCAGCAAUUCAACAGGCACGUGUUCCAGUUGGAGCAGGAGGAGUAUGUCCGUGAGGAGCUGCCAUGGAGCAGGAUAGAGUUCAGUGACAUCCAGCCGCUCAUCGAGGGACAGCUGGGCCUGCUGGGUGAGGAGUGCAGGAUGCCUAAAGGCUCAGAGGAGAGCUGGGCUAGGAAACUGUAUGAUCAGCAUCAGAGUAAUGACCCAAGUCCACACUUCUGCAAACCUCGCAUGUUCCAUCACUGACUUCAUCAUCCUGCACUUCGCUGGACUACAGGAAAAGGAGCACCGGGCACGCCCCCAUUCUCAUCAACAGGGCUGUAGUGGAGCAGGUUGGAGCUUCAGGUUCCUUGGUGUCCACAUCACCAACAAACUAUCAUGGUCCAAGCACACCAAGACAAUCAUGAAGAGGGCACGAUAAUGCCUAUUCCCCCUCGGGAGAAUGAAAAGAUUUGGCAUGCAUCCUCAGACCCUCAAAAAGUUCUACAGCUGCACCAUCAAGAGCACUGGUUGCAUCACAGCCUGGUAUGGCAACUGCUUGUCCUCCGGCCGCAAGGUACUACAGAGGGUAGUGCGUAUGGUCCAGUACAUCACUGGGGCCAAGCUUCCUGCCAUCCAGGACCUCUAUACCAGGCAGUAUCAGAGGAUGGCCCUAAAAUUACCAAAGAAUCCAGCCACCCU
Oncorhynchus keta (chum salmon) is the source of this 6051-nucleotide messenger RNA. Its product is annotated as unconventional myosin-Va-like. Gene Ontology annotation, cellular component: myosin complex; cytoplasm; vesicle. The record is from RefSeq and is a predicted model, not a curated record. Gene Ontology annotation, molecular function: actin filament binding; microfilament motor activity; ATP binding. Bases 4286 to 4876 code for a protein of 196 amino acids. Lineage: Eukaryota; Metazoa; Chordata; Actinopteri; Salmoniformes; Salmonidae. The transcript has 10 exons. Gene Ontology annotation, biological process: vesicle transport along actin filament; actin filament organization.